CCAACGCAUUUUCCUGCUUUCCUUUCCCACACUGUGGCUUUUCCAGCCUUCCCUGGAGGCAGCAACUGCCCUCGUGUGCACUCUUCUUCAUACCAGAGCAUGCGUCCCAAGUUAAAUGAAGGUCUCUGUUCCCCAUGGGCUUUCCAGGGCCUGACUCUGUGCAUCAUAUGUAUUGUGCUCUGUAGGAUAAAGGGUGCCAUAUUGACACAUGACAGAGAUGUGGAGCUGGGCGGCAACGCCACCUUGAGAUGUACCCUACCGGUGGUAGAAUCUUCUGAAACUGUUCAAGUUACAUGGCAGCAAGAGGUUAAUAAAAACUUUGUCAAUUUGGCAGCAUACACCAACAAAUCAAUUCUAAAUAUUGAUGACCGAUACAAAGGUCGAGUCAAUUUAACAAUUUUUGAACACAAUGACACUGCCAUCAGCUUCUGGAACGUUAGCACCCAAGAAAAUGGUUGUUACCGAUGCAUAUUUAACAUAUAUCCUCAAGGAUCCAAAAGAAAUAAAGCCUGUCUUUCUGUUUACGGCCGCCUCAACACAUUUUUACACUACAGCAUCUCUGAUGGGCGCUUGAAUGCCACCUGCUUAGCAACGGGCUUCCCACGUCCCAAUAUCACAUGGGUUGCGCCAAGAGGCCUGAAGGAGGAACACGAGAUCACAAAUCCCAAUGGCACAGUAUCGGUCAUAAGCAAUAUCCUUGUAAAUGCCUCAGAUAGCCAUUCUGGACAAGAGAUGAUCUGCAAGGUUACACACAGGGGGAAAGAGAUGGAUCUCAAGGUACCAAGAAAAGGCUAUCCAUAUGCUGUGGUGGUAACUGUACUCUUCCUAAUUUCUCUGACUGUGGUUAUUAUUGCGGUGUGCUGCUGGAAACGACACCAAAAAUAAUGCAGAAGAAUCUAAGGGAUUAAACCAACAUUCUGAAUUUUGUUCCAGGGAACUGAAAGACAUUCUAGCAACUGUGUCUAUAUAACUGGCAUGUCUUGAAUGCAACAUCAAUUUAAAGGAGAAUCUGGACCAAAUUUGGGAUUCAUCAUUGUCAGCCUUUCCUCUCUUUCCACUGAAAGGAUCCCUAUGGUUGAAGCUUACAACUCUGCCUACAACAAACAAUGGCAGGUCUCCAACAGGAAAAUAACAUGUACCUUCUAGGUAGCCCUUCUACCAAUAUAGAUUUGUGAACCAUGGCCAGAUCCUGUGUCAACAGAAGUAAUAGGCCACAUACAUUUUCAGUGGCAAAUAUAAUAUCAGCUGGGAUCCAGAGAUUCUCUUGUACAAGCAGAAGGCAUCUCUGUGGGUACAACCCCCCCUAGAUUCUGUCAAUUCUCCCCUCUUGAUAUAGCCUCUCUUGCUACAUCCCAUGUUUUCCCCAAUGGUGGGAAAGCACCAUUGUCUGAGCAGUGUCCUGCUUGUUUGUCACUGGAUCCAACCCAAAGAAAAUGUACAGUGGUACCUCGGUUUAUGAACACCUUGGUUUACGAAUUUUCGGUUUACAAAUGCCACAGACCCAUCUGGAACGGAUUAAUUCACUUUCCAUUACUUUCAAUGGGAAAGUUCGCUUCAGUUUAUGAACGCUUCAGUUUAUGAACAGACUUCCGGAACCAAUUGUAUUCAUAAACCGAGGUACCACUGUAUUAUUAAUUCUUAAAUGAAAAUAGAAUGAGAAAAGAAGGUGGUAAACAGCAGUGUUAUAGUCUAGUAAAGGGCUUAGAAUGGUUAAAACCAAGAAACUCAUGUGCAGGGUUUGGGGCCAGUUUCCACCAUGAAGUAUUCAUUUGCCCCCAAAAGAAAAAAAGCACAAUGCAAAAUAAAGACAGAUCUGCUUCUGUUAAUAUAACUUUGGCUUUCCUUCUUUAAACACACUAUUGUUAGCAGCUGAUUUUAAAGGGAAUCUUGAAAGAAAAAUGCAAAGAGUCAAUGUUUUCCAGCAAUCUACUGAAGAGGAAGGGCACAGGUUGGAUGAAUAAGAGCUAUUCAAUAAUUCUGCAACUAUGGGGAUUGAACAGGAAACAAUUCAUUAGGCUUUAAAAAGAAUUAAGGAGAAGAGGAAGCUAUUGUUUAAAGGGACAGUAGCCCGAAAGACCUUAGCAGUGCUUACCAAACCACAUUGAACAGGCUAGUGCUGAAAUCGAUUUCAUUUUAAGAAAGUAAUAAUAAGAACCUACCAAUCAGGUAAAAGAAAAGAAAAGAAAGAAACACAGGAAAAAAUGGAACAUAGCAGGUAAUAAUGUCACAUGGAUUUUGUAAAACCUGAGAGAAUAAAGGGAUGUCAAUUUCAAAUUAAAUGGCUCAGAUAAAAGCAACCUAAGUAAAUAUUUUUAGAUGGGCAUUAAUUAGUUCCUGGUGUUAGUUAUCCUAACUGUGCUUUAUGGCAAUUUCUUGUACAUUCAUUGUUAUCUCUUCUGUGGCUACCUCUCGUAAAAUAAAUCAUUGCACUGAAUGUAUGGAAAGACCUGCUGCAUUUUAUGUAGAAACCAAAUAAAGUAAUUUCAAAUAAAAGUGAUAAUAUGCUCCUUAUUGUCGAUGUCUUCGGUUUUCAUUUUGGUCAAAAUGGGACCUCAGAUUAAAAUAGUGCUACAAGUGGGUGUAGAUUUGGUGUGAUGAUAGUCUAAUAGUCCUUUUUACCUUUAAAAAUAUUUCUGCACUGAUUUCUUUAAAAGGAAAAAAAAUGACAUUUAAAAAAUAGCAACGAACUAGUAGACAGCUUCUCUGGCUUUCUGCAGUUUCCUGUGGUUACAAGAAAGCCCACCUGAAGUUAUUAUAGGGGCACUUGGGAAGGCUGAAGAAUGUGGACCACCAGAAAGGGGAUUUAUAGAAUCAAACCAAAGACAUUCACGAAAAAACUUGGACACCUCUAAGGUAAGGGACGUGCCCUUCACCCAUAAGAAUUUCACUGAAAAAUUCUCUCCACUUUGGUAAUCUUUAAUAAUUUGAUCAUUUGUAAUGCAAUUUCUUUUCUAGUGCAUUGAUGGAGAAUGGUAAACAAGCAAAUGAGUACAUUUUUCCUGAUUACAUAAUUUACAAUUAUGUAAGCUACCUCAAAGUUUUGUAGAGAGGUGGGAUAUUGUAUGGAUAAAUUGAGAAAUCUGUGCUAAACCACUGCAAUCUCCCUGCCACAUUUGUUUUCAAAACUUUUUUGAGACUGUACAUGCCACAUUGCAGUGUUAGGAUGUUCAGCUAGUCAGAUUAAGAUUGGCAAAAUCAGCACAACUACUAAAGCAGUCAGCUGGUAGUCUUUUUCCAACCACUUACUGCAGCUAUGCUGCUAAAUGAAUCAAUAUGGCAGAAAGAUGAGAACUUUGCUGAAAUCAACUUUCCAUUUCCUCACCUAGAUCAGAAGAUAAUUGUUUGCAAAUUAGAUGGGUGACUUUGACAAGGAGUGCAAAUGAUUCAGCACAGACGGAUAAAUAUUUUGCAUUUAAAUUUGCAUGCUUGCAGUUUCAGAGGUCUGGUGAUGAACUUUUCAAACACAGGGCAACCUGCCACUCACCCACCUGCUCUAGGCCUAGGAGCAGAGGAUUCUGGGAGGGGUUGGCUUAUCAGGCUGUUGGCACCGUUGACAUUCUGCAAAACUGUCCAUAUGCACUAUAGCAUUACCAAUGUUCCGGUGACUCACUGGGUAAUAUCAACACUCGCAGUUGCACAAUACCUUUGCUAGGAGAACCAACCAAAAUGUCACAAAAUAGUAGCAAGAUAGAUCUAGUUAACAUCCUGCCUUUGUGUUUUCAAAAAUAGGCAGUGACCGCUAUCCCAGAAUACUAGCUGUGUAACCAGAUACUGGGAACACCUAGUAGAGACUUACUCAGUUUGCAAUAUCCAUUUUGUAAGAGAACCUUGUCCUUAUGGCUACAACAUCCAGCUGAUUUGUGUACUCCCAUCCCUUCUUUAUUUUUCCUUGUCUACCUGUCACUUGCUUUGUGUAAUUUCCUGCAGAAAGAAGCCCCUAGCCCCUUCUAAAUCUUUCAGCAACUUCCCAUUUUGCUAACUAUGGCUGGUUUAGUUACAGGGUAGUAGUUUAGGCAUUCCACAGGCGAAUGAACACAAUCAUGGUGAAUUCAUUAUCUGAAACACCACAAACUACUCACAACAGGUGGGAAUCAGCAGGCUUAGGGGCACUAAAAAUAAAUAUUCAGGGGGAAACCUCUAAGGGGUGGAGUGGCAAAAGAAGCCCAGUGAACACUGACUGAGUGGGCUCAGCAAACCCACAAUGCUAGCUGACUGAUACUUGUUGGAGGGGGAGGAAAAUGGACACUUGUUCAGGAAGAGAGCAUAGUUGGUUGUUUGGAAUCCCGAGCAGUAAAACUCUACACUACUGCAGUUUCCCACUUGUCCUUCCUGAGCCACAUUCCCAAACAGAAGUUUCUAAUAACAAAACCUUUUGCCACCAGUACAAGUGUACCACUAAGAGACUUUAACUUGGCUCUACACUGAAUGCUAUCCAAAGAUUCUAGAUAACUAGGGAGCCAUGUAGAUGGUCCUCUGGGCUCCUGUAACCCUUGGAUUUGUAUAAUUCAUUCAUUCAUUCAUUCAUUCUCCUGGCACACAGACAGUUCUGUCAAAGCACAUAGAACAACUGCAUCACAGAAUUGCUUCUUCCCUAUUUAUUUACACCCAGUGCUUUUUUUAUUUAAAAAUGUAUAGAUGUACUCUCAUUUUGACUCAAGAAGACCACCAUUUUAUAGUUCAAAUCAGGAAAAAUAAAGACAGUAAAUGGACAUCAGGGGUUCCAAUGGAACUGACGAUUCACCGUGCUAGAGAAGAAACUAUUUUUUAAAUAAAUUUUUAGUUUCUUCUCCCCUUAGAUUCACAAAAUGUUUAGGGGUAUGCAUCCCCCUGCAUCCCCCCAGAAAAAAGGUACUGUUUACACCUAUAAAAAUGGUUCUUAAAUGCUACCCUUUUGACAUAACUGUUGUGCCUCUUUUGUGAGGUCAUCCACUGGUUGCACAAAGUUUAACAAUGAAACACCAACACUCUUAAUAAACCUUUUGUUCCCACAUGCAAGUUUACACCCUCCAGAUUGCUUUCUUCCAACUGAGAAUGGAGAGUUUUCCCCAAAGUUCUUCACAGUGAAUCCAGCUGUGAAAGUUCAUGGGAGAUUUGCACUCGUUUUGGCUCCUUUUCAGAAGUUGCUAUGUAUCUCACUCCCUCACAUGUUUAUUCAAAAGCAAUUACCACUAAAGUUAAUAAGACUUACUCCAAGUAAAUAAGUCUGCAUAGGGCAUGGAUUUGAGAAAAUAAAAAUUGGCUUAUUAUUUGGAAUUAGGAGAUCAAACUGUAAAUCGGUAAUAGGAGGUUUAUUUCCAAAACCCUAAAACGGGUGUUUCCAAUCUUUUGGAUUUGUCUUCGCAAGCAUUGCCAUUUCCAUUUUUAGAAGGCUAGGAAGUCAUGGGAAAAAUCCUCCCCCUUCCAGCAAUGGAAUGAAUCAAUAUAUCAGAUUUCAGAAGGGUGCCCUCCAGUUCAUGCACAGCAGUUUAAAGUUACAGCUGUGUUUUCAUGGCUGACUUUUUAAACAGUUGUUUUGCAUACUCCACAAUACAAUCCUGUACAUCUAUUCAGAAGGCAUGGCCAUUAAGUUCAAUGGGGAUUACUCUCAGAUGAGGAUUGUGGCCUAACUCACAGAAAUCCCAAAGGUGUCUGUAUAGAUGGUACCUGACGCCGGUCAAGUUAGCUAAAAUGUACCACAAAAGCGACAAUAAAUGUUGGAAAUGUAAGCAGGAUGUUGGCUCAUUCUACCAUAUGUGGUGGACAUGCCCUAAGAUAAAAGGCUUCUGGGAAAUGAUUUAUAAUGAAUUGAAAAAGAUGUUUAAAAACACAUUUUUGAAAAAACCGGAAGCCUUUUUGCUUGGAAUAAUUGGGGAAGAAAUUCCCAAGGACGAUGUUAAUCUGUUCAUGUAUGCCACCACAGCUGCUAGGAUUUUAAUAGCAAAAUAUUGGAAAAAAGAGGAAUUGCCUUCGAAGCAGGAAUGGCAAAUGAAAAUGAUGGACUAUAUGGAAUUGGCAGAAUUGACAGGAAGACUCCGGGACCAGACAAAUGACAAAGUUUUUAAAGACUGGAAGAAAUUUAAAAUGUAUAUAGGGAAUGUAUUUGAUAAUUAGAGUUUGAAUAUCCAGGAAAAUAAAGAGGUUAAGGCAUUAGGGAAAUAAUAGAAGAUUAAAAGUUUGAAAUUAGGGUAGAUGAUAUGAAGAUGAAUUACUUUUGAAGUUUUUAAAGGGAUUACAUGAUGGGUAAGAAAGAUGAUUUAGAUACUGCUAUAGAAGUUUAUAAAAAUGAAAAUCAGAUAGUAGGGAAUUGGGGAAGCCUGAAGACAAUGAUUAUUAAAAUGGAUGAGAAAUGAUAUAUUUUUCUGUUAUAUGUUGUUUGAUUUUUGUAUUUUUGUAUUUUGUAUUUUGAUGUUUUUUGUAUUUUGUAUGUUUUGUUGAUAAAAGAUUAAUAAAAAAUAUAUUAAAAAAAAAAAGAAAUCCCAAAGGUGUCAUGGGCUUUGAAGAUGCUCAAACUCAGGACAAAAGGGAGAAAUGUGUCAAUAGGAAGGCAUGCUUGGCAAACCCUCACCAUGAUCGACUCCUGCCCAGAAACCUAUGUCCAGGGCCGUCUCAAGCCGUUCGGGCACCCUGGUGCCGUGGUGCGGAGAUCGCUCCGGCGCCCCC
Molecule: messenger RNA, 6639 nt
Organism: Zootoca vivipara (common lizard)
Lineage: Eukaryota; Metazoa; Chordata; Lepidosauria; Squamata; Lacertidae
Gene: CD200
Product: CD200 molecule
Biological process (GO): negative regulation of neuroinflammatory response; heterotypic cell-cell adhesion
Cellular component (GO): axon; neuronal cell body; cell surface
Molecular function (GO): cell-cell adhesion mediator activity
Source: RefSeq, a predicted model, not a curated record